CGCACGUGCACGAGCUCGAGGCAGUCUGUCUGGGAUGUCGUCACUGACGGGGGCGCGCGCGCACGCGGGUGCCCGCUUGCUUUCUAGUGGCGUAGAGGUGAAUUUCCACGUGUUGUCUUCGGAGUGAGGACGCUCGCAGCGGUGAGCUUCAUUCCGGGCUGAGCAGUUGUGUCUAAACAGAUUUCACAAUGAAAGGAUGUUCUGCUGCACUUCUGGUGUCAAGUGCUUUCUUGGCCAGUGUUCUGUAUUAUCACUCUGACCUGCUGGCAGGUGAAAAGAGGAAUAGUUUGCUAAAGCCUAAUUUUAUCAUCAUUCUGGCAGAUGAUAUUGGAUGGGGAGAUGUUCAUCAAAACUGGCCAAGUACAGUUGAGACUCCUAACCUGGACAAAAUGGCAGAAGAUGGAAUGAGAUUUUUAGAUUUCCAUGCUGCGGCAUCCACCUGUUCCCCAUCCAGAGCAUCUUUAUUAACUGGAAGGUUGGGACUUAGAAAUGGAGUAACAAGGAACUUCGCUGUAGGAUCUAUAGGCGGACUACCAUUAAAUGAAACAACCCUUGCUGAAGAACUCAAGAAAAAGGGUUAUUACACAGCAAUUAUAGGAAAGUGGCAUCUUGGACACCAUGACCAGUAUCAUCCGGGAAAUCGAGGAUUUGAUUAUUAUUAUGGUAUUCCAUAUAGUAACGACAUGGGCUGUACAGACAAUCCAGGAUAUGACAUUCCUGAAAUCCCACCAUGUCCCAAAGAUUCAGUGACACAAUGUUUUAAAUGCAAGAAUGUUUCUGCAAAUGUGGCCCUUCCACUUUUUGAAAAUUUUGACAUUAAGCAGCAACCUGUGAAUCUAAAAAUGCUGACACACCUGUAUGCUGAGAGAAUAUCUGGGAUCAUCCAGGAUGCAAGAAAAAGUGGAAAGCCCUUCUUCUUAUAUGUGGCUCUUGCACAUAUGCAUGUUCCACUUACUCCACAUGGUUUUGAGAGUGAAAACAGCACUGACGUGUUUAAAACCAGCUUAAGAGAAAUGGACAGUCUUAUUGGCCAGAUACGGAGAAUCUCAGAUACCAUACAUAAAGAGAAUACCCUCAUUUGGUUUACUGGUGACAAUGGACCAUGGGCUGAGAAGUGUGAAUUUUCAGGGAGUGUUGGCCCCUUUGUUGGGAGUUGGCAGACGCAGAGAGGUGGGAGUUCAGCCAAGAGGACCACUUGGGAAGGUGGCCACAGAGUACCAGCUAUUGCCUACUGGCCAAGCAGAAUACCAGCUAAUGUCACAACUACUGCUCUACUCAGUAUGCUGGAUAUUUUCCCCACUUUGCUCUCAUUUGCUCAUAUAAGUCUGCCCAAGGAUAGACACUGUGAUGGACUGGAUAUAAGUCAAGUUCUCUUUGGCCAUUCACAAUCAGGGCAUCAGGUGUUAUUUCAUCCGAAUAGUGGAGCAGCUGGCAAAUUUGGGGAUCUCCAAACUGUCCGACUGGAGAAGUACAAAGCUUUUUAUAUUACAGGGGGAGCACAAGCCUGCAGGGGUGACAUAGGACCAGAAAAAUUGCACAAUCCACCGCUCAUUUUUGAUCUUUCCCAGGAUCCUGCCGAAAGCGUACCCCUGGACCAAAGCAGUGCAGAGUACUGGAGAGUCGCAGACCGCAUUGCUGCCAAGACAAAGGCAAUGCUGCAGAGUAUAGCCAACGAUAACACGUCCCAGGCAGAUUACACCACUAAGGCUUCGGCGGCGCCCUGCUGUAAUGAGCACCAUGUUGUCUGCAGGUGCUGGGGGUAAGGAUCGAACAACAUCUGUCGUGGGUUCAAGUUAACCUUGAAGAAAAGGAAGUUUGUGUACUAUUUGUGCAUCAUGUGCAGUAUUUGGUUUUCUUAUGGGUAAAGCGCUUAAGAAUGAACACCUGCUGAGCUGUCCAUUAGUGUCAUUCCUUUUCAGCUUUGCAGGUGAUAAUCAGCUUGCUGUCAUGUUUGAAUUGGCUGAAUGAAAUAUUCUGGUAAUGCCUUUCCCUUUUAAUCACCGGUCAGUUUGAUCAACUGAAAAGAUACCUCUAAAGAAUGGAAGAAUUUAAGAAUAAGCUUUGGACGGUGAAGACAUCCCCAUAGUACAAGUACUGUUGAAAUUUGGAAGUAGACAGAUAAAUAAAAUUGGAGUAAUACUAUCAGCUUGAAGCUACCAUUAUAUUUUAGUUCAGGCACCGUACACAUUUAAACCAAUUCCUCCCUAAAUAUCAACAAUAAAUAAAAUGUCCAACCAGAGUUGGAAAUAUUGUAGAUCAUUGGUAUGUAGCUAUUAAGAAUGCUUACUGUUCCUUCUCCUUGGGCAAUUCUGACCAAUUCUAUGGUUCAUUCAUCGUUUUGAUGCUUACAAACAAAAGCUGAAAACUACAAAGCCAGGCAAGAGAACAGUUAAAAAGUGGGCCAGUGGCCGGUCUGUCCUUGCACUUCUACUCUUCUAACUACUUCCAAAUGACUGGACCUCUGCUGAUUUGACUGUCGAGAUAUCACACUAAUAGGCCUCACUUCAAACAGUGAGAAGUCCAAAUACAGAUGAGGGACAGAACAGUUUGGAGUAGCCAUAAUAAUUUAGACCUUGAAGGUAAGUUUGGUAUUUUUCAAGUGCAAGUUAUUUCUACACAACCAUUGUAUUUAUGCAUUUGCUAAGGAAAACUGUUCUUAAAUUGUUUUCUAUAAAUUAAAAAAAAUAAUAAUGUAACCGCUCCUGGCAUUUUAUAAUGGCAUCUUAUGGGGCACAUGUCACAGAAAACAAAAACAUUUUUCAAGCCAAGAAAGUUGUCGAGCAUUGAUCCAUGUCUUGUGAUUUACACACAGCACACAUUGUCAAAAAGCUUAUUUAUACAUUUCAUUUUCAAAGGAAAAAAAAAAACGCCAGUAUUACGAGAUUCAGACACUUUAAAAGAAGACCAGCUGUGCACACAACCUUAGCGCUUUCUUCUUCUACAACAAUCUGCCCCAGUAAUUUGGUUUCUACUUGUGCCAUUUAUGCAAGAACUCCCCCCAGGAAGGCCGCUGGUAUCACACAACUAAACAGAAAGUGCACCCUCACUGAGAGAGAAACAGUACCAGGAAUAAGCGAUAAAAUGAUUACUGACAGGCCCCUGUUGUUGUCACUUCAAAGAGGGUGUAUUUGGUAAAUUUUUAGGGUUAGUUUUUCGGUAAUGGACGAUGUCCCAUUGUUUACAUGCUAGGACUAGCUAUAUGUUUGAUUUUUUAAUUUACAGAAAAUGCUUAACUUUAGAACACAAUUUUGUGUGCCAAAUGCAUAUACACCAUGUUUGUGAAGAAACAGCUGUGACUUGAAAAAUACCAAAAUGUAUCCUUUAACUUUCAUAAAACUCAGAAGAUGGUAGCAGAAUUCAAGAAACUUCCACCUGCUUACUAUCACUUCCUCUAAAUGGCUCAGCUGGUGGGGCAUCAGAGUCGUUCAAGUUUCUGGACACUGUGCUGUAACAAAAGCUUAAGCAGGAAAAAAACAUCACACUUCUUAUCAAGAAAGCCCAUCAGAGAAUGCUGUUUUUGUGCCAGCUGAGGAAAUUCAAUCUCCUACUAGCGAUAUUCAUGGCUGGGGUUCUGCCAGUUCCAAUUGCAGCAUGGUGCCACUUGCUUGGAAUGACAUACUACUUCUUACCAAGCAGGAGUUCUUCUGUCUGUUGCUAGAGAGAUUCACGUUCAUCUGACACUAAAACUCUAUUGUGAGGAAGCAUUGAAUUAAUCUGCCCAAACAAUCCUUCUUUUCUUUGAGAAUACUGUGAAAAAUGAUAUCUUAACAAGUACACAUUUCUUAUUUUGAGGGAAUGUAUAUCAUAUCUACCCACUUGAUAUUAAAUAUCUCAGCUAGCAUUGUGCAUACAAGAUUACUUUGCUAAAUUUAAUAACUGGUUUUGAGUUAUCUGACUUGGAUAUUAAAGGAAUACUCCAACCAAAAAUGAUUUUUUUUAUGUGAUACUUACCCCAUGUGGUUUAUAGUGAUGGCCAAGAAAAACUUUUAAUCUCGUGGAGAACAGAGAUGAAAAUGUUUUUGAUAUAAUGGGAGGAUAUGGUGAGCAACAGCACUAGAAUCCAUGAAGCCUACAAAAAAAACUCCAUAAUCUCGGCCCACCUUAAAUCUCUUCGCACCUCACCAUCAGCGUCUUUUGUUUUGUAAAUGUGUGAAUCAGCACAAGGAGCCUGCUGUCCCAUCCCCUCCUUGACGGAGCUCAGCUCUCCCAGCUGAAGCCAAGGCUCUUUAUCUGCGUGUGAGAUCUGGAGUUGUAUUGGGUAAAUAAUACAGUAUAUCGUUAUUUGGAAUACAUGCAUUUCAUGUGUGUUCCGUGUCUACAAAGAUCUGGGUAAGUGCAGGCUGAAAGGAAGUGCGAGGCAAGAAAUACUGAACACAUACCUAUACCUCCAGAAAACGAUGAGGGUCCACAAACAGAGAGCCUGUUCACUUGAGAUUAUGCUGGGGGGUCUUGGUGUGCCUUGCUCCUGCCAGUGGUCCCCUAC
Messenger RNA from Erpetoichthys calabaricus (reedfish), 4483 nucleotides. RefSeq names its product arylsulfatase G (gene arsg). The record is from RefSeq and is a predicted model, not a curated record. Lineage: Eukaryota; Metazoa; Chordata; Cladistia; Polypteriformes; Polypteridae. Gene Ontology annotation, molecular function: arylsulfatase activity. The transcript has 12 exons. The coding region runs from base 189 to 1763 and encodes 524 amino acids.